AUGCCACAUGCUCCUCAACCGCACCUUGUACGCGCACAUGUGACAGUCAUAACACAACGUAACUCGAAUGAUAAGCCACUGGCUGGGGUCGCUAUGCCACAUGCUCCUCAACCGCACCUUGUACGCGCACAUGUGACAGUCAUAACACAACGAAACUCGAAUGAUAAGCCACUGGCUGGGGUCGCUAUGCCACAUGCUCCUCAACCGCACCUUGUACGCGCACAUGUGACAGUCAUAACACAACGUAACUCGAAUGAUAAGCCACUGGCUGGGGUCGCUAUGCCACAUGCUACUCAACCGCACCAUGUACGCGCACAUGUGACUGUCAUAACACAACAAAACUCGAAUGAUAAGCCACUGGCUGGGGUCGCUAUGCCACAUGCUCCUCAACCGCACCUUGUACGCGCACAUGUGACAGUCAUAACACAACAAAACUCGAAUGAUAAGCCACUGGCUGGGGUCGCUAUGCCACAUGCUCCUCAACCGCACCUUGUACGCGCACAUGUGACAGUCAUAACACAACGUAACUCCAAUGAUAAGCCACUGGCUGGGGUCGCUAUGCCACGUGCUCCUCAACCGCACCUUGUACGCGCACAUGUGACAGUCAUAACACAACGAAACUCGAAUGAUAAGCCACUGGCUGGGGUCGCUAUGCCAGAUGCUCCUCAACCGCACCUUGUACGCGCACAUGUGACAGUCAUAACACAACGUAACUCGAAUGAUAAGCCACUGGCUGGGGUCGCUAUGCCACAUGCUACUCAACCGCACCAUGUACGCGCACAUGUGACAGUCAUAACACAACAAAACUCGAAUGAUAAGCCACUGGCUGGGGUCGCUAUGCCACAUGCUCCUCAACCGCACCUUGUACGCGCACAUGUGACAGUCAUAACACAACGUAACUCGAAUGAUAAGCCACUGGCUGGGGUCGCUAUGCCACAUGCUACUCAACCGCACCUUGUACGCGCACAUGUGACAGUCAUAACACAACAAAACUCGAAUGAUAAGCCACUGGCUGGGGUCGCUAUGCCACAUGCUCCUCAACCGCACCUUGUACGCGCACAUGUGACAGUCAUAACACAACGUAACUAG
Parnassius apollo (apollo) is the source of this 1089-nucleotide messenger RNA. The record is from the annotation of a GenBank genome assembly. NCBI's taxonomy places the organism in Eukaryota, Metazoa, Arthropoda, Insecta, Lepidoptera, Papilionidae.